This is a messenger RNA of Colletotrichum tamarilloi, 495 nucleotides long. RefSeq lists its product as uncharacterized. The record is from RefSeq and is a predicted model, not a curated record. The coding region runs from base 1 to 495 and encodes 164 amino acids. The transcript has 3 exons. NCBI's taxonomy places the organism in Eukaryota, Fungi, Ascomycota, Sordariomycetes, Glomerellales, Glomerellaceae.
AUGCACGUCGGUCAUUCAUACCUAACUCAAGGUAGCUACGGAUACGGAGCGCUGCAUGCGAUAUCCCACGACAUCCGACCUCCAACGCCCCCUGGUUGGACCCUGUAUGAGUCUGCCACUGUGCAAAAAGCCCCAAAGAACCGUCCUGAACCAUCUUGGGGCUUUUCCGCUGCAUCCCCCAAUCAACCUGAAUGGAAUGCGGAACCUCUGGCCAGGGAAGCGAAAGCAGGAUUCGAUACCACAUUUCAGCCCACCAGGCCAGCUAGCUUGCCCAGUUCCCUCCGUCUUUGGUCGAUUGUCGCACUCUAUUCCGUCGUACCCCUCUCAAGUACCCACCUGUGCCUUCAAGGUAGACGCUCUCGUCUCAAGUCGCCGUCAUUACUGACGCUGCAUGCGCUGCGUUCUGUCCGCCACAACUACUUCGGCUUUCGCUUCAACUCUGCAACCAAAGAUCGCCAUGACAUCUGUACACACUCAAACCCUCUCUACGUGUAG